This is a messenger RNA of Helianthus annuus (common sunflower), 1385 nucleotides long. Its product is annotated as KH domain-containing protein At3g08620. Bases 130 to 972 code for a protein of 280 amino acids. Lineage: Eukaryota; Viridiplantae; Streptophyta; Magnoliopsida; Asterales; Asteraceae. The transcript is spliced from 7 exons. Gene Ontology annotation, molecular function: mRNA binding. Gene Ontology annotation, biological process: regulation of mRNA splicing, via spliceosome. Gene Ontology annotation, cellular component: nucleus. The record is from RefSeq and is a predicted model, not a curated record.
UGAAUUUGACCGACCUUUUUGUAUUAUUGGCACAAAACCCUUUUCUUUUUAUUAUUGUCUCUUCUUCUUCUUCUUCUUCUUCUUCUUCCGUGAUUUUGUUUGGGUGGAUUGUUGUUGAAAAUCCAUCCUAUGUCAGGUUUGUAUAAUAAUCCCAACUUCUCUCCUGCACGAGCUGCCUCUCCACUCAUUAGAGCUAACCCAGAUGUUGACAGUCAAUACUUGACUGAGUUGUUGGAGGAGCAUCAGAAGCUCCAGCCUUUUAUGCAAGUUCUUCCAAUAUGCAGCAGAUUAUUGAAUCAAGAGAUCUUGAGGGUUUCGGGUAUGCUGCCGAACCAAGGGUUGAAUGAGCUCGACAGACUGCGGCAUAGAAGCCCAAGCCCCAUGGCAUCUUCUAAUCUUAUGUCCGGGACUAGACUUAGUGCCUGGAAUGGUAUUCCACCUGAGAGAUUAAGUGGACCAGCGGGAACAACCAUGGACUGGCAAGGAGCUCCAGCAAGUCCAAGUGCAUACACUGUCAAGAAAAUUCUGCGGUUAGAGAUACCAGUUGAUACCUAUCCAAAUUUUAAUUUUGUUGGAAGGCUUCUUGGCCCUAGAGGCAAUUCACUAAAACGGGUAGAGGGUACAACAGGUUGUCGAGUUUAUAUAAGAGGAAAAGGGUCAAUCAAGGAUCCAGAACAGGAAGAGAAGCUAAGGGGAAGACCAGGGUAUGAACAUUUAAACGAGCCACUUCACAUAUUGAUUGAAGCAGAUUUACCAGCAAGCGUUGUUGAUAUUAGGCUCAGGCAGGCCCAAGAAAUAAUCGAAGAACUGCUCAAACCUGUGGAUGAGUCGCAAGAUUAUAUUAAAAGACAGCAAUUACGUGAACUAGCGAUGCUGAACUCAAAUUUUAGAGAAGACAGUCCUGGGCCAAGCGGCAGUGUAUCACCAUUCAACACCAGCAGUGGAAUGAAACGUGCAAAAACCGGGCGUUGAAACAAUAACUGUGCAAACCUUUUGAAAACCAGUUGGGCGCGGAUCAGAAUCGUCAUAUAUGUGUACACACACUCUCUCUCUCUCUCUUUCUCUACUCUGCCUUGGAGAUCAUAUGCACCUUCCUAUACAUAUUUCAUGGGUUUAUGAUCACAAAUCUAAAGUAUAGGAUGGAAGUUUUGGCAGGAGAAUCUUGCUUUUUGUUUUUAAUUUUUAUUUUUGAAAGUUGAAUGAUGGAUAUAGCAAUGAAGAACACAGGAAAAGUUGUCUUUUUUAUUUUUUAUUUUAAUUAUUUAUAUUCUUGUUUUGGUGAUUAUAAGGUGAUGGGUGUUAGUGUUGUAAACUUUGAUUCAUUCGAUUUAUUCUUGCCAGUGAGAACAAUAUGUCAUCCAUAUAUAAAUACAUUCUCCUGCUUU